AUGAAAGGCCAACGAGAGGUUAUCACGGGGUGUCGAGCGACAGUCAUCGGCAAAUUUAUGCGUUCAAUCUAUCUAUCUCAGACUGUUUGUUUAUCUAUCUAUCUAUCUAUCUAUCUAUCUAUCUAUCUAUCUAUCUAUCGUCUCACUCUGUUCAUUAUCUAUCUAUCUAUCCCAGACUCUUUUUUAUUUCUAUCAUUUGUCAAUAAAAUUUAUCUAUCUAUCUAUCUAUCUAUCUAUCUAUCUAUCUAUCUAUCUAUCUAUCUCGGUCGGAUCCCAUCAAUCUUUCUAUCUGUCUAUGUAUCUUUCUCUCUAUCUAUCCCUCUUUUUUUUCCAUUUCUAUCAUUUGUCAGUCUUCGUGCAAAUAUAUAUUUUUAUACAUUGAUUCAUUCGAAAACUGAUCCCACGUCUUUCUGUCUGUCUAUCUAUCCUUGUCUUUUCAUUAUCUAUCUAUCUAUCUAUCUAUCUCAGUCUCUUCAUUAUAUAUCUCAGUCUAUUUAUUUUCUUUCUUUCUUUCUUUCUUUCUUUCUUUCUUUCUUUCUUUCUUUCUUUCUGUCACAGUCUUUUCAUUGUCUAUGUAUCUAUCUAUCCCAAUUCAUUCCAUAUCUACCUCAGUCUGUUUCUAUCUAUCUAUCUAUCUAUCUAUCUAUCUAUCUAUCUAUCUAUCUAUUGAAAAUUUACGAAAUAAAAUAA
Messenger RNA from Acanthosepion pharaonis, 690 nucleotides. NCBI's taxonomy places the organism in Eukaryota, Metazoa, Mollusca, Cephalopoda, Sepiida, Sepiidae. The record is from the annotation of a GenBank genome assembly.